UAUUCGUCUCUUCUUGCGUUGCGUUGGGAUAUUCUUCAGAUCUACGUUUGUUUCUGAGAGUUCCUUGUGAGAGAAGAUAACAUUUCUCAGAAAUGGCGACGGUGUCCCCUCUCGCCAAAUACAAGCUCGUUUUCUUGGGCGAUCAAUCCGUUGGCAAAACCAGUAUCAUCACUCGCUUCAUGUACGACAAAUUCGACACCACCUAUCAGGCUACUAUUGGUAUUGACUUUUUGUCAAAAACAAUGUAUCUUGAAGAUAGAACAGUUCGUUUGCAGCUUUGGUAUGCUGAAUUCUUUUUAAAGGAUACCGCAGGACAAGAAAGAUUCAGAAGUCUCAUUCCAAGCUACAUUAGAGAUUCUUCUGUUGCAGUUAUUGUAUAUGAUGUAGCUAGUGAGCAAUCAUUUCUGAACACUAACAAGUGGGUUGAGGAGGUACGUCAGGAGCGUGGCAGUGAUGUUAUUAUUGUCUUGGUUGGAAACAAAACUGAUCUUGUCGAUAAAAGGCAAGUUUCUAUAGAGGAAGGAGAUGCCAAGUCCCGUGAGUUCGGAAUCAUGUUUAUAGAAACUAGUGCAAAAGCAGGCUUCAAUAUAAAGCCUUUGUUUCGUAAGAUUGCUGCUGCCUUGCCAGGGAUGGAAACUCUUUCUUCUACAAAGCAGGAAGACAUGGUCGACGUAAAUUUAAAACCCACGGUGAAUUCAUCCCAGACAGAGCAGCAAGGAGGAGGUUGCUCAUGCUAGAGAAGACUAUUCUCAAAAGAGCCAAUAGAUGUCUGUUAAUUGAGCAUAAUUUUUGGAAUGGCAGCUUAAAUGGAAAGAUGAAGUUGGAAGAAGCGUGCUUUCAUGUAAUGAUCCUUCAGUUUACUAGAUGAGGGGGACAAGAUUGCAGUAAUGGUUUUGUUGUUCGACACAAAGAUUGAUAGUUAUUUUUUUAUUUGUUAUACAAUUAGUCCCUUCAUGUAAGAAUACAGGUAAUAAACAAGCUCUCUUAAUUGUGUCUUAGAUGUAUGUUGUUCUUCUGAAGAAAUGCAUUUGUUUGUACAAGGCCUGAAAUAUAUAACCCUCCA
Molecule: messenger RNA, 1063 nt
Organism: Gastrolobium bilobum
Lineage: Eukaryota; Viridiplantae; Streptophyta; Magnoliopsida; Fabales; Fabaceae
Product: ras-related protein RABH1e
Exons: 6
Coding region: 93-737 (214 amino acids)
Molecular function (GO): GTP binding; GTPase activity
Source: RefSeq, a predicted model, not a curated record